Amborella trichopoda is the source of this 707-nucleotide messenger RNA. The record is from RefSeq and is a predicted model, not a curated record. NCBI's taxonomy places the organism in Eukaryota, Viridiplantae, Streptophyta, Magnoliopsida, Amborellales, Amborellaceae.
UUUAGAGUUUAGAGAGAGAGAGUGGUGAAAUAAGGAUCAAAUCUGUAUUCCGACCACCCAUCACCUCUUGACCUUAUCCGUUUUUCUUCUCUCUCUACUUGUACAUAGCCCCCCUAACCUUCCUCUUUCCUUUCCCAAUUCCUUCGUCCUUCCACCGCCCAAUCGGACUCCCAAUUUAAGCUCCUACAAAUCACCAAAAUGGCAGCAACUUCAGCCACCAUCUCUCCUGCAACACUAGCUCCGGCCUCUGCAGCCAACAUAUUAAAGAGAAAACCCACAAAUUUCAUAGUGGGUCUUAAUUCCUUUGGUGGGUUGAAAGCCCAAAACAAACUAUCAACUUUGGGCCUUCCCAAAUCCACUGAUCACUCUUUCUCACUCUUCGCCAAUUCCAUGAGAGCUUCAAUGGGUAGUAGUAAAGGCAAAGGGGGCGCCCUCUCUUCAACCUGCAAUGCAGCUGCUGAAAUUUUCAAGAUUGCAGCGAUCAUGAAUGGGUUGGUUCUCGUUGGAGUGGCUGUUGGGUUUGUUUUGCUUCGAAUUGAAGCAUCAGUAGAAGAGGCAGAAUAAGAGAGACAGAGAAUGGCUGUUUUUUUUAUUUUAUUUUAAUUUUCUUAAAAUAGGCUUGAAGCCUGUGAAAAAUCCAAUUGGUUGUUGCUGCAUAAACUGAUUCCUUAUUGUGGAUUUAGCAAUAUAUUUCCUCUCUCUCACAA